This is a messenger RNA of Corythoichthys intestinalis (scribbled pipefish), 3321 nucleotides long. RefSeq lists its product as uncharacterized. The transcript has 6 exons. The record is from RefSeq and is a predicted model, not a curated record. NCBI's taxonomy places the organism in Eukaryota, Metazoa, Chordata, Actinopteri, Syngnathiformes, Syngnathidae. The coding region runs from base 176 to 1315 and encodes 379 amino acids.
UCUCCAGUCAGGUAGGACGGCUAACGAUUAGAAGGCGUGGUCGCGGAGGUGUAGAGGCAGACCUGCGUGGGAUGUUUUGAAUUCGACUUGUGCAACUCUGCUCAAGAAAGCUCUCUAAGCAGGAUCCUUGCGUCAGUUGUAUUGUGCCACUGAAGUGGCGCCAAAGGAAGACAGAAUGAAUCUGUACAGGAGUUUUGGGAACCUGAUGGAAAACUGGGUGGCUGAGCAAAACCCGUACCCUGAUUUGCUGGAUAAUAUUCCUGAGGAUUCCUCGCCUUCACCAAGUCGGAAGAUAGAUACAAGAGCAGAAUCAGUGGAUUCUGGCGUGGAGACAGCCAGCACUGACACUUUGUUUCCUACCUCGUCAUUGUCCAUAGAUAUGGCAGACCUGGACUCUUUUGCUUCAGGACAUGGGUAUGACUACAAGGCGAUUUCAUCAUUAGGGUCUGCUUCGCUACCUUCUUAUUCGGCGCCCCGUGCUCUUUCCAAGCCUGCCAGUCCUAACAGAGUUCAAGGGUCUGCAGCCUUGAACCAAAAAUUGAGGCAAGCCCUGCAGAGAUCAGAAUCCAGGCGUCAGUCUCGGCAACUUUCAACUGAUCGACCCCAAACCAGAUAUCCCCUGAAGAGGUCUGAGAGCUUCGGCUUAUGGGAGACCGACAGUUCGUCAGUACCGGUGGGGCCUACAUCGGACACGGACAAACGGAUUCUUUCUCUCAGAAGCAGGAUGGACCAAACUCAGGGAAAAUUGGAGGGCCGAAGUCAAAUAGACUCCACUGAUCUGAGUCCUGGAUUCAUAUUCUUGGAGCAGGUGUGCCAAAUGUUGGAGGACAGGGCCAAAAAAAAAAUUGCCAAUGGUGAACACGUGGACAAGGCGAGGUUUCUUCGCAGGCAGUCUUCCAACAGUCUUCAUUCAUUAGACCAGCCUCCUCAUUUACACGGCGCCAGGCUAGAACGGCAGGAGGAACCAAAACUUGAGGAAGAUCCUUAUGGACAGUUUCGUCCGAGAUCAGCAUCAGACACAACCAUAGCACCAGUACAUUUACGAAAGUUAAAGUUGGGCUUGAGAGGGCAGCAGCUGAGUACAUUCAACCUGUUGGACCACAGCACCAAGGACGAUAAAAUACGGGUGGACAUACCCGAUAAAAGCAACAAGAAAUACAUGUUGAAGAUUGUCUCUCUGAAGAGAGAUGAGCCCCGUUCCCAAGAAAAAAAUAGCCAACUGAUGCAGUCUUUAGAAAGAAACACCACCCAUCGGAAGUUAAGCCAAGUUUUCAGGAAGCGAUGGAGCACUCUUCCCAUUCCUACGGCACAUUGACACAACAGCAAAGUUAAUAUUAUGGAUGGUUGCUUUGGCCUUACAUGCAAAGGUAACAUCAGCUAUCAUUCUAGCUAUAGACUCCUGAGAAAGUAUAUUGGGGCAAAUAAGUAUUUCAUCAACCACCAAUUGUGCAAGUUCUCCUACUUAAAAAGAUUAGAGAGGCCUGUAAUUAUCAACAUGGGUAAACCUCAACCAUGAGAGACAGAAUGUGGAAAAAAAAAAAAACAGAAAAUCACAUUGUUUGAUUUUUAAAGAAUUUAUUUCCAAAUUAGAGUGGAAAAUAAGUAUUUGGUCACCUUUAAACAAGCAAGAUGUCAAAGAGGUCUAACUUCUUCUAACGAGGCUCCACUCAUUACCUGUAUUAAUGGCACCUGUUUUAACUCAUUAUCGGUAUAAAAGACAACUGUCCACAACCUCAGUCAGUCAACUACACUAUGGCCAAGACCAAAGAGCUGUGGAAGGACACCAGAGACAAAAUUGCAGACCUGCACCUGGCUGGGAACACUGAAUCUGCAAUAGGUAAAACGCAUGGUGUAAAGAAAUCAACUGUGGGCGCAAUUAUUAGAAAAUGAAAGACAUACAAGACCACUGAUAAUCUCCCUCGAUCUGGGGCUCCAUGCAAGAUCUCACCCCCUGGCAUCAAAAUGAUAACAAGAACGGUGAGCAAAAAUCCCAGAACCACACGGGGCGACCUAAUGAAUGACCUACAGAGAGCUGGGACCACAGUAACAAAGGCUAGUAUCAGUAACACGAUGCGCCGCCAGGGACUCAAAUCCUGCACUGCCAGACGUGUCCCCCUGCUGAAGCCAGUACACGUCCAGGCCCGUCCGCGGUUCGCUAGAGAGCAUUUGAAUGAUCCAGAAGAGGACUGGGAGAAUGUGUUAUGGUCAGAUGAAACCAAAAUAGAACUUUUUGGUAGAAACACAGGUUCUUGUGUUUGGAGGAGAAAGAAUACUCAAUUUCAUCAGAAGAACACCAUACCUACUGUGAAGCAUGCGGGUGGAAACAUCAUGCUUUGGGGCUGUUUUUCUGCAAAGGGACCAGGACGACUGAUCUGUAUAAAGGAAAGAAUGAAUGGGCCAUGUAUCGAGAGAUUUUGAGUGAAAAUCUCCUUCCGUCAGCAAGUGCAUUGAAGAUGAGACGUGGCUGGGUCUUUCAGGAAGACAAUGAUCCCAAACACACAGCCAGGGCAACAUAGGAGUGGCUUCGUAAGAAGAAUUUCAAGGUCCUGGAAUGGCCUAGCCAGUCUCCAGAUCUCAACCCCAUAGAAAAUCGGUGGAGGGAGUUGAAAGUCCGUGUUGACCAAGGACAGCCCCAAAACAUCACUGCUCUACAGCAGUGUUUUUCAACCUUUUCUGAGUCGUGGCACGUUUUUACAUUGGAAAAAAAUCUCGCGGCACACUACAAACAAAAAUGUUCCAAAAUUACUUUCUGUACAGUAUGUUUAAUUAUUAAAAAAAACAUAUAUCCAAAUCUAUAUUUAGUGUGAAACUUGAGCCUCUUUAGAUGAACCCACACCUGAUAUCCUGGCAGGAAUCUUCGUCAACAACUCUGUUUUUAUUUUUUAUAGCAGUUAGGCUUGAAAAGCUAUGAAUUAUCAGACAGGGGGUCUUUAAAAAUAUCUUGAACCGCAUCAAGGCCAAGCAUCUCACUGACAAUGCAGGCAGGAAGGUAGUAUUAACGUCCCUACCACAAUGUGGGACUUUUUACAUUUAGCAACAAGUUCAGCAACAAGGUAACUGCCUUUGAGGGCUUUCUCAUUUACCUUUGUAGUUUUUCCCAAAAAUGGUGCCUGUUUCUGUGUUUUCAUGAAGGCGAACAAAAUAGUCCAUCGACUUGUUUUGAAGCGAUCGGUGUUUCGUUGGGAGAUACCGUUUAGGCUCACUUAGCACCAUGGCACUGUUGGAUAGCUGCUCGCGUCGUGUUCAAGAACUACUCGGAUUUCUAGACAUCAGCAACCUUGCAGUCCUUGUCAAUGUGUUGGAAUAAAACACGGGGGAGAU